This is a messenger RNA of Malaya genurostris, 1797 nucleotides long. RefSeq lists its product as uncharacterized. Bases 24 to 1670 code for a protein of 548 amino acids. NCBI's taxonomy places the organism in Eukaryota, Metazoa, Arthropoda, Insecta, Diptera, Culicidae. The transcript is spliced from 2 exons. Gene Ontology annotation, molecular function: protein binding. The record is from RefSeq and is a predicted model, not a curated record.
AUGUUUUGCUUUGCUCACCGACGAUGACCCCAGUGCCAUGUUAUCGGCAGGGGAAUUCCCAAACGGCUUGCACACAGCGAAUUCCCCGACCGGCUACGAUCACUUCCAGUUGCAGCCUCAGUGUGAAAGGACGGUCUCGUGUGGGGAGCAGUCGCAAAAUGGAAAAAGUGUUUGUGUUAAUAAGCUUGUGGAUACUGUUCGAGGUGGUUACAGUUUCGGCCGGAGUGACAAUCGAUUGCGAGGGUCAAAUCAAUUGCAGAGUGCUGGGUCAAAACCAACAAGAUAUACAAGCAGCAUUGAGCAAAUAUCCCUCUGCCAAGCAAGUUGAUCUUCACGGUAAUUUGCUGGAAUCAUUUGAUGCGCUUACGCUGCAGAGCCUGACCGGACUGCAGGUUUUAAACCUGUCGUAUAACUUGCUACAAGAGGAUGUGCUUAGAAGUAUUAGAAAUUUGCAGUUGAAAACCGUCGAUCUGACGUACAAUCAACUGACAGUUGUUAGUGUACCAUCUUCGGUGACGACAUUCAUCGCAAAACGUAACAAGCUUCAUCACAUAGUUAUACCGUCGAACAAUGCUCUCUUGGAACUGCAUCUACCGAUGAAUCAGUUGGAAAGUUUGAAUGAGCUGAAAAACAUUAGAAAUUUAGUUUCCCUGGAUCUCUCUUGCAACCGCAUCAGAGCACUUGAUCUUGGAAUCCUGUCGCAAGUUCCUUCUUUGGCAACCCUGAACUUGGCCAACAAUUUCAUCAACGUUCUAUCGUUAAACGUUAAGCUGCCCAAUCUGAGACACCUGGAUCUGUCCAACAACAUACUAACUGUGAUGGAUGGUGCGUUCAGUAAUAUACCAAAACUAACGGAAUUACAUCUGCAAAAUAACAAGAUCGUUAUGGCGAUUGAUAUUAGACAGCAACAUCAGAAUUUGAAAUUUGCCGAUUUGACCGGUAACGACUGGUACUGCAAAAGUCUAGAAGCGUUUUUAACGUUGAACCCGCAGGCGACAUUCAGUCGAGACUCAGCAUCGUGUCCGAGCGGUAAUUUCAAAAAUGUGUGUUGCUCGUAUGCAUUAUCGCCAUUCGCAGAUCGUCUGAUUCAGUAUCGCUGGCAGAAAUUCAAGGCCCUUGAAACCGGAACUGGCCACCGGCAGUCCGGAGUUAGCUGUGCGGAGCUGAAACCAUCACCGUGCGACGGAGACGAUGGUCUAGUGUACAAAGUUGCAACUUCCGAAGCGAACGAUGCUCAGUCCAUUUCUCGUUCGAAGCAACAACAGCUGGAGGAUGAUAUUCGAAGACAUCAAAAUCAACUGAGAAUAGCAGAGAAUCGUUACUCCUCGCUUCACAGAGACGUCAUGGGACUUAGUAGUUCAGUGAAAGAUUUGGAAGGUUUUAUCAGCACUGAAUACGAAAUUGCUGGCCUUCAGGGAGAGGGUGAAACGAGUAAUCAACUUCGGAAUAUUUUUCAACGGUACGAUGAGCAAUAUAAUCAGUUUAAGGCAGAUAUAAACGCAGAGGAGCGAACUACCGGUAGUAAACAGAUUGAGAUAACUGCGGUAGAGAGCCAGCUACAAGAACUCGAGGAGCGGAAACAAAGGCUACUCAAUGACAUCGGUGAACGGAACAGAACUGUGACCGGUUACUUGCAACAGAUCGAUGGUCUCAAUAAACGGAUAGGUUAGAUUGAGUUCAUGAUUGGUGCAAGUGACACGUUCCUGUGAAAUUUUAUAACUAUUUGUAAGUGAAUAAAAGGAAUAGAAAAAUAAAAUCAAAGGCGAGUACUAUUUAUGCUCAAUUUAACAAAAAAUU